GCGAAGCAAUAACAACAAUAAUAAUAAUAAGCACAGCUCACGUACAAUAUCAUUCCACUUACACGCGCCGUUGUUGUUGCUGCUGCUGCUGGCGCUGCUGCUGCGCCGUCUGCGCAUAGUUUCGUGACGUUUCCACCAGCCAUCUGAUAAGGCGCUACAUAUUUCAUAUUUCGCACGCACUCUCUCCAUCGCUCUCUCACUCGCCCUGUUUCUCUCACUCUGUCAUUCUUCAGCCUCCUUGUCGCUCUCUCGUACGACCUCUUUCGCUCAGCCGUUCUCUCGCUCUCGCUCGCGCGCUCUCAUUGGAGAAGUGUUUCGGCGCGCUGUGCUAUUUGAGUGCUCUGCAAUCGUCACAUCGCUUAUCGGCAGCGACGCGUCGUCGCAGUUAUACUGGCAUUGCUCUUUGGCACCUUUGGCUAACCAGUCACAGUAGCAACAGCCAGCGCAGUAGAAAUUUUACGAAAAUGCCGCUAAAACAUCAAUCACAACAACAACAAAAACAACAACAACAAACACAGCUGCAAAUGCAACAAUCACAUUCCAAUAGCAACAACAACAACAAGAAUUCCGAAUCACGCGAACGAACACAAACGAUUGGUGAAACGGACAUGGAUCAAUCGGUGCUGAAUGGCCUGCACUUGAACGCGGACAGCUAUUAUCAUGGCCAUAAGCGUGAGCAAGGACACAGAGUCUUUGUGAACCGAUCGCUGCAUUUGGAGAACAUUAAGUACUAUGGCUUCGACAUGGAUUACACCUUGGCAGAGUACAAAUCGCCGCAAUAUGAGCAGCUGGGCUUCAAUUUGGUCAAGGAGCGACUCGUCUCGAUGGGCUAUCCGAAGGAGAUAUUGCAGUUCGAGUACGAUCCGACAUUUCCAGUGCGUGGCCUGUGGUUCGAUACGCUCUACGGCAAUCUGCUGAAGGUGGAUGCCUAUGGCAAUAUUCUGGUCUGUGUGCAUGGCUUUGAGUUCAUCAAGCACCAUCAGGUGUACGAGCUGUAUCCCAACAAGUUCCUCAAGCUGGACGAGUCUAGGGUCUACGUGUUGAACACUCUAUUCAAUUUGCCCGAAACCUAUUUGCUGGCCUGUCUGGUCGAUUUCUUUACCAACAGCAAGGAUUUUGUUCGCGUUGAACGCGGAAUCAAAGCUGGUGAUUUUCUAUUUACGUAUAAGUCGAUUUUCCAGGACGUGCGACGCGCCGUCGACUGGGUGCAUUCCGAUGGCGAUCUGAAGCGUCGUACCACACAGAACAUGGCCUACUACGUGAAGAAGGACAAACGUCUGCCGACGGUUCUGUGCCGCAUUCGGGAGUCGGGCGCGAAGCUGUUCAUGCUGACCAACAGCGACUACACGUACACCAAUGAGAUCAUGACCUAUCUGUUCGACUUUCCGCAUGGCGCCAAUGCCGAUGAGCCGCAUCGGGACUGGAAGAGCUAUUUCGAUGUGAUUGUGGUGGAUGCGCGCAAGCCGUUGUUCUUCGACGAGGGCACGGUGCUGCGGCAGGUGGAUACGGAGACGGGUGACCUGAAGAUUGGCACGCACAUUGGGCCGCUGCAGCCGGGGCAGGUGUAUUCGGGCGGCUCGUGCGAGCUCUUCACCAAGUUCAUCAAUGCCAAGGGCAAGGACGUGCUGUACGUGGGCGAUCACAUCUUCGGCGACAUACUCAAGUCGAAGAAGAUACGCGGCUGGCGCACGUUCCUCAUUGUGCCGGAGCUGGUGCGGGAGCUGAACGUGUGGACGGAGGAGUGCCAACUGUUUGCGGAGCUACAGAAUCUGGACAUCAAGCUGGGCGAUCUGUAUCGCGACCUGGACUCGAGUGCCAAGGUGAAGCCGGACAUAUCGCAGCUGCGCACCUGCAUCCGGGAUGUCACACACAAAAUGGACAUGGCCUACGGCAUGAUGGGCUCGCUAUUCCGCUCUGGCUCGCGCCAGACCUUCUUCUCCAGCCAGGUGGUCCGAUACGCCGACGUCUAUGCCGCAACGCUGCUCAAUCUCAUCUAUUACCCAUUCUCCUACAUGUUCCGCGCCCCGGCCAUGCUGCUGCCCCACGAGUCGACGGUGGCCCACGAUCAGGCCCACCAGCCGCCACCGCCGCUGGCGACCGCCUCCUCGGUGGCCGCCCUGGACGGUGCCAGCAGCAGCGCCGUCGCAUCCAAGCUCAACUCAGCGCUGCGCAAUGACGAAGUCAUCGCUGGCAGCAAUGCGCCGGCGAAGGAGGGCAACAGCGGCAAGGACUUGCAUCGCGCGAGCUCCAUUGUGCACACGCGCCCAUCGACGCCCACUGUGGUGACUCACACACACGACGAGGACUACUCGGAGGAGGAGGAGUCGGCCAGCGGGGCAGAGUCAUCGGCGGAGCAGCAGAAGCGCGAGGCCUCCGACUAAAUGAAUUACCAAUCUGUCGCUCACUCCCCCCUGUGCGGAGAUCAUCGAAUUUGCAAAUCCUAUUUCUGUGGUCAAUUUGGCAGAUCUACUCCGUAUACCUAAGCGAAGGUUGCAGUCUCCUUCUACCCCCCAUUGCAACUAGUGAGAAACAAGCGAUUUUUUUUUUUCGAUUUUACAUAUACAAUUAUAAAGUCUAUAUAAUAUAUAUAAUAUAUAUACACUA
Molecule: messenger RNA, 2604 nt
Organism: Drosophila navojoa
Lineage: Eukaryota; Metazoa; Arthropoda; Insecta; Diptera; Drosophilidae
Gene: Nt5b
Product: 5' nucleotidase B
Molecular function (GO): 5'-nucleotidase activity
Source: RefSeq, a predicted model, not a curated record